AUAAAAAAAUCCGUGCAUUGCACAUUCGUACGGGUCCCUGCUGUUCAUCUAAAGCAAAUGAGCAUUGCACAUUCGUGUGGGUGAUGCUGAUACUUUUUUUUUUUCACUCCUAAAAAACCUUCGAUUCUCCUCACAGGAAACCCUAAUCCGACAGAAGCUUAUCUGAUACAACGGUUGCGGCAUUGCAGCUCUGGAGAAGCCAUUUCACUUGUACCAGAAGCUCAACAUAUCUCUAAUAAAGUAUUCCCGAGCAUCUGAUUAUUUGAAACUUUCUCCGAUUUUACUCGAAUCACAUUCUGCAAUCCCCAGAAACAUCCUUAUUUAAGCCGCAAGCAUUUCGCAGUUCUCUGUGCUUAUUCAACGCUUUCCCGUGUGGAAACUGUCACUAUACUUCCUCCGAAAUGAGUUCGGCGGCGUUCAGUUCGAUUUCUUUGGACAGAGGAUGCUUUUGGAAGGACGAAGUGAAGAUUUCGACAGUUAGAAAGUUAGAUGGACGGAGGUUUUGCAUUAAAGGUUCUGUGGCGUCAUCUCCACGGAGCCUGCAGUUUGCAAAGAAAAAGGCACAGAAAUCUGAAGAUAUUGUUCGCGUUGGCGUUCUUGGAGCAAGUGGGUAUACUGGUUCAGAGAUUGUUCGACUCAUUGCCAAUCAUCCAAACUUUGAUAUUACACUGAUGACUGCCGAUAGAAAAGCAGGGCAAUCAAUAGGAUCAGUAUUUCCUCAUUUGGUUACACAGAACCUGCCAGAUAUGGUUGCAAUCAAAGAUGCAGAUUUUUCUAAUGUAGAUGCUGUAUUUUGCUGUCUGCCACAUGGAACAACCCAGGAAAUCAUCAAGGGCCUUCCCAAGGAGCUGAAGAUUGUUGAUCUUUCUGCAGAUUUCCGGCUAAGAAAUAUUGAUGAGUAUGAGGAAUGGUAUGGUCAGCCUCAUAGGGCUCCAGAGUUGCAGAAAGAAGCAAUUUAUGGUUUGACAGAAGUUUUAAGAGAAGAAAUUCGGAAUGCACGUCUAGUUGCCAAUCCUGGUUGCUAUCCUACAUCCAUUCAACUUCCUCUUGUUCCUUUGAUCAAGGCUAAUCUUGUGAAACUGACAAAUAUUAUUAUUGACUCAAAAUCUGGUGUGAGUGGAGCAGGGCGUGGAGCUAAGGAGUCAAAUUUAUACACUGAAAUAGCUGAAGGCAUUAAUUCUUAUGGCAUCACAAAGCACCGUCAUGUUCCGGAAAUUGAGCAGGGACUUUCUGAUGUUUCAAAUUCAAAAGUAACAGUCAGCUUCACUCCUCAUCUAAUGCCUAUGAGUCGUGGAAUGCAAUCAACAAUAUAUGUUGAAAUGGCUCCAGGAGUUACAUAUGAGGAUCUGUACCACCAACUUAGGAUCUCCUAUGAGGAUGAGGAGUUUGUUGUCUUGUUGGAGAAAGGAGCAGUUCCUCACACUCGAAAUGUUCGAGGAUCUAACUAUUGCUUCAUGAAUGUUUUUCCGGAUCGAAUUCCUGGAAGAGCAAUAAUCAUAUCUGUUAUUGAUAAUUUAGUGAAGGGAGCUUCUGGUCAGGCCUUGCAGAAUCUUAAUCUGAUGAUGGGAUUUCCAGAGAACACCGGGCUUCUCUACCAGGCUCUGUUUCCUUAGCUAAUUCUCUUCUUGAAACAGAAUUAGACUGUACAUCACAAUUCUGAAAACUUCCUAAAGAAAAGAGGUUUCUGCUGUGAAGAAAUUCGGCAUUUUCCCCUUGAAAUUAUUUUGUAGAACUGGUCCAUGUACUCAUGCAACUGAUCAAGGAUAUUUUAGUCAUACCCAAAUAAGACGGAGGACAACUAUACAUGCCAAUAAGCUUUUCAACAGUUGCCUUCAUUGGUUGUAUUUUAAGAUAAUUUUCUUGUUUAUUCAACCAUCUGGACUUUAUGAUAUAAAAAUUUGAUCCGUCAGUCCUAGGCCACUUGUUCUGACGACUAUAA
This is a messenger RNA of Nelumbo nucifera (sacred lotus), 1939 nucleotides long. Its product is annotated as Putative N-acetyl-gamma-glutamyl-phosphate reductase. Lineage: Eukaryota; Viridiplantae; Streptophyta; Magnoliopsida; Proteales; Nelumbonaceae. Gene Ontology annotation, biological process: L-arginine biosynthetic process. The record is from RefSeq and is a predicted model, not a curated record. Gene Ontology annotation, molecular function: NAD binding; N-acetyl-gamma-glutamyl-phosphate reductase (NADP+) activity; NADP+ binding.